Molecule: messenger RNA, 477 nt
Organism: Anastrepha obliqua
Lineage: Eukaryota; Metazoa; Arthropoda; Insecta; Diptera; Tephritidae
Product: 52 kDa repressor of the inhibitor of the protein kinase-like
Exons: 2
Coding region: 35-343 (102 amino acids)
Molecular function (GO): protein dimerization activity
Source: RefSeq, a predicted model, not a curated record
UUGUUCCGAGAGUAAUUUCAUUUCAGAAGUCAAAAUGUGGAGACAACGAAUCCGCAAUCAGAACAUCGAAAAUUCACUUGAUGCAUUAUCAAUCAUGAAUAAUGAAACUUUCAAAAACGUCAACAAAAUGUUGCGAAUUUUGGCAGUGUUACCUGUGACAACAGCAACUCCAGAACGAUCGUUUUCGACCUUAAGAAGGAUAAAGGAUUAUCUGAGAAACACAAUGGGACAGGAGCGUCUCAACGGUCUUGCAUCUUUGAACAUCCAUCAUCGCAUUGAUUUAACUGAUGAGGAAAUUCUCAGAAAGUUUUUUGAGAAGCCUCGAAAAUUUAAAAGUGUUUAAAACCUCUUGUAUAUUGUUCAUCAUCUAUCGAUUUGUCAAAAAGAUAUUUAAUAACACAGUCCUGCGAGGUACAGUUUCUAAAAUGGCUAUGGUGCUUCUUGAAGGUUUUUUUGUGUUAAAAACGAAUCUGAUCU